This is a messenger RNA of Fibroporia radiculosa, 1680 nucleotides long. RefSeq lists its product as uncharacterized. The transcript has 7 exons. The record is from RefSeq and is a predicted model, not a curated record. NCBI's taxonomy places the organism in Eukaryota, Fungi, Basidiomycota, Agaricomycetes, Polyporales, Fibroporiaceae. The coding region runs from base 1 to 1680 and encodes 559 amino acids. Gene Ontology annotation, cellular component: cytosol. Gene Ontology annotation, molecular function: heme binding; peroxidase activity.
AUGGGAGACGUCCAGCAUUCAUUCCAGUACUUCGCGUCACUGCGCAAUCGCAGUAUCAUCCCUCUCUUGACAUCCUCCGGGACGCUCCCGUCAGAACCCAAUCUCCCUGACCCAAACAAUGUCCAGGGAGACAUCAUUUAUCAAUUCCCCAAGCUUGCUGAAGCCUUCAUUUUCUUCCGUAUCAGCGAUGUUGCGCAAUUCAAGAUAGCCCUAGCUUCUUUCCACCCAACCCCUGGCUCCCAGGUCUUCAACAACCUCUCCGCCAUCCGUUCCGCCAAACUCGCUUCUGGGGUACAGCGCACCCAAAUCAUCAAGAUCGUACAGACACAGAUAGCAUUCACUCGUGCAGGUCUAAACCUACUCGGCCAGCGCGAACCGAUUGGAGACGAUCGUUUCGACACGUUCUGCAUGAGGGACAAUAAGACGUACCUUGGGGAUGGGAUGCCGUGGGACAGUGUCUUCGAUAAGCCGAACUCGGAUCCGGUGCAUGGAACUGCGAACGAGGACGCGGGGGCUAUUCAUUGUGUUGUUAGCAUUGCUGCAAAUGAUGUACAGGAAUGUCAAACGGAGAUAGAGGCCUUCAAGAUAAAGUUCAAAGGUGCUAUCAACGCGAAUGAGAUCACAGUAAUUCAGGGUAAGGCUCGACCUAAUGACCAGAAAGGACAUGAACAUUUUGGAUAUAUGGACGGGAUCUCUCAGCCUGCAAUGAGGGGCAUCAUCGUCCCCAACCCAGGUCAAAUCCAGGUCGAUCCAGGGGUCAUUAUAACGGGUUACGAAGGCGACCCCAUGCUCAAGAAACGCCCAGACUGGGCAAAAGAUGGAACAUUUAUGGUGUUUCGUAAACUCCAACAGCUGGUUCCCGAAUUUCACAAGUACUUGAACGAUAACGGCCCACGCUGGAAAGAGUUCGUGCCAAAGGUGGACACGACGAAGCAGCUCACGGACAAAGAGGGAGCGGAGCUUUGGGGUGCGAGAAUUGUUGGGCGGUGGCCCUCCGGUGCCCCGAUCGCAAAAGCACCUGUCUUCGACGAUCCAGCGAUGGCGAAAGACCCGAAAAGGAACAACGAUUUCAAUUAUACGAUCCCCGGUAUAGACUUCCCCACGGAUAAGCACUGUCCGUUCACAGCUCAUACUCGCAAGACUGCGCCGCGUGAUCUCGACCCAUUCCUUGCGAAGAAAUUUCUAGAGGGUGGGUCCAUCAUUCGAGCUGGAAUUCCUUUCGGCGAUGAGGUUUCCCCUGAUGAAGAAAAGAAACAAACGACAGAUCCAGAUCCAAACCAUUGGCGUGGGCUUCUUUUUGUUGCCUACCAAUCUGACCUGAAUUCGGGAUUCGUGCGUCAAACCGUUCAAUACGCAAACAACGACUACUUCCCAUCUGUUUCUUUCAUCCCUGACGUACACGGCCAAGAUCCCAUUCUCGGUGGUCCCCCUCACCCCCUGAGCGAUCCUGUGAAGAUAAACGAGAAGCAUCCUGUUGAAUCUGGAGACCAGGUCGAUCUCCAAUUUCUCAAUGAGAAUGGGGAUACGCUCGAGGUGAAAGGGUUCGCCACCGUCGCAAGACGCGGCGCUCAGCCUCCUCCAGGCAUUCCUCAGCAGUUUUUUGUUAACUCGAGAGGAGGAGAGUACUUUUUCGUACCUUCUAUCAAGACCCUUAAAGCCCUUGCGACGGGUGUGAUUUGA